Drosophila nasuta is the source of this 3117-nucleotide messenger RNA. It is a transcript of the gene beat-Va, whose product is annotated as beaten path Va. Lineage: Eukaryota; Metazoa; Arthropoda; Insecta; Diptera; Drosophilidae. The transcript is spliced from 8 exons. The record is from RefSeq and is a predicted model, not a curated record. Bases 756 to 1652 code for a protein of 298 amino acids.
UCAGUCAGUUCGUAAACUUGAAGCCGUGCGGAGAUACUUUGAGGCAACGCGUCAUCGUCGUCGUCGUCGUCCUAGAUUGCCAAUUGCUCUCGAAGUGAAAACAAAACCACAAGAAAAAUAGAGAAAUUAAAUGGAAAAUAAACUUUGAAAGUUGGAAUUGCAUUGCGAACAGAAAAUGUGAAGGAUGCGCUAACGUGAUUAUUAAAAUAAAUGCUAAUAUUACGCAUACGCAGUGUGUGACGGCGUCUGUGUGAAGACAAAAAAGACAGACAUAGAGAUAAAGAAGAAGCUUUAAAUACGUAGUGAGAGAGAGCCUUAAGUAAACAGAGUUUUUGUGCAGUGGCCAAAUGAAGUUAAAUAGAAGCUGAGCCGAGAUAUGAAGUCGCCGGACAAACUGAUUAAUUGAGCGCGGAACUUCCGUUUCCGCUGUGCGUUUGUGUGCUUAUAGUAUGUGUCUGUGUGUCAGAGUGUGCUUAACGCUGAGCUAAAAUAGGCAACGGAGAGCGUAUCCUUUGAACUUGCCUGCAUGGCUUUGCAACUGUUUUUAUGCUAUACUCGUGUUCGUAUUCGUAUUCGUCGUAUAUGAAGACAACAACAACAACUCCAGCGACAAUAACAUCAACCACAACACCAAUAAAAACAACAACGACAAUAACAACAUAGUGCAACGCGUGCAACGACAUAUCAAUUAAUUUUAUUCAAACAAAAUUUCCGAAAACAAGUAACAAACGAAAAAAAAAAGGAAAAGCAAAAACAUGGAUUACGGCUGCCUGCUGUUCCUCUUCUGUUGCUCUUUAAUUGAUAUGCAGAGCAUUUCGGCGCUACUAGUUACGGAUAUCAGUGUGCCGGAAAUCGUUGAUUUCAGAGAUAAUGUUACGCUCUCCUGCAGCUACGAUAUGAAGGGACACACAUUGAACUCGGUUAAAUGGUACAAGGAUCGCUUGGAGUUUUUCAGAUACACACCGUUAAUGCGACCGGUUUAUCUCACAUUUCCCGUGGCUGGCAUUCAAGUGCUCGAUGGCAAGUACUUUUGCAACGAGUCCACAUGCCGUGUGGAUCUCAGUCUGCUCGGAGCUAAGUCGACGGGCACCUUCAAGUGCGAGGUGAGUGGCGAUGCGCCGCACUUUAAGCUGGCAGCGAGGGAGGACAACAUGACAGUGGCAGCCUUGCCACAAAGCGACCCUCUAAUCGAGAGCUUCAACUCCAUGUAUCGCAUGGAGGAGUUUCUCAGUGCCACCUGCUCAUCGGACUACUCGAGUUUACCCACAAAGCUCUCUUGGUACAUCAAUGGCGAGCAGCCAAUGCUUGGGGAACUGCAGCCGAGCAUUGAUACGAGCAUACCAGCCCACGAUUAUAUAUUGCGUCGACAGCGACUCCAGGUGCAUUUCUAUCUGCAGGGACAACGCUUCUACCAGACCGAUAAUAUACUGCGGCUUAAGUGCGUGGCGGAAAUUGAGAACUAUCCGGAACUGCGUCGCGAGAUGACGCUUAGUGCGGCCCUCACGCCAUUCGAUAAUUUGAAUAAUCUGAUGCUGAAGCAUUCCAUAAGCGCUGCAAGUGCACAAAGGAGCUGCCAUUUAACAGGGACAUGUCUAAUAUCCGGUUUCUUUGCGUUAAUUCUGCUCACAAAAUGCUUGCAACGCCAAUCAUGAGCAUCCACAACAGCCAUGGAAAUGCCACAGCUCGGGUCUCAAUCUCAAUCUCAGUCUCAGCAGGCGGCAACCGCAAUGAGAGCGGCAACUUUGGCAAAUAUAUCAACACAUUAGUUAGUUAGUUAGGUUAAGCAUGGUGGAAGCUGGCUAAUGGUAAGACAACGGGUUGCCAAUGGCAAGGAGGAGGUGGAAGGGGCGGGUUUAAGUUGUCACUUGUAAAUAGUUAUGGUAAAGACGGUGCAGCAAUGGAGAAGCAGAUACUAUGAUUUCAUUUCGAAAGUGCGCUCAACGUGCACAAGAAAUACAAAUAUAAUAUAUAUAUAAUUCUAAUUAUACUAAGUGAAUAUUAGGGAUUAAGACGGAACUGGCAAUGAAGUCCCCUUUAGGCAUUUUUGGUUGCAAACGCAAUUCAUUCAUCUUUGUUGAAUCGUAUUCGUAUACAGGGUUAUGCCAGAAAUGAUUAAAAGAGUACUAAGUAAAUUAACAAUUAAAUUAAAUUUGUUUUUAUGCAUACUUAUAUAAAGUUUAUUAAAGAUAUUAUUUAAAUCCACAAAACUGCAUUAUAAUCGAUUUAAUUUGUUAUUGUUGAUAAGCUGCAUUUGUUAGAUUUUUAUAUGCUUAACACUUAAAGCUAUGGAUAUACAAAAUGUGGGCAUUGUCGAGCAUUUGCUUCUCAGGGAAGCCAAAUAAAUUGAUUGCAUGUCCUUAAUUCAAUUAUGAAAUCAAACACACAUAAAUGCAAAUACUCGUACAGAAUAAUAAGUAAUACAAAUACAAUUAAACUGCACUCGAUAACAAGCAAGCAAGUGAUGAUGAUGAUGGGAUGCUUAAGGUGGGUUCAACUUAACUUGCUUGUUAAUCUAGCCAUGAUAAGCCAACACUCAAGCAAACACGAAUUUUUAAUGUACAUGUAAACAUUUUCAAAAUUAAAUAAUAACACACAUUUUUGCGCACAUGAAACCCUUUUCGCAACUAAAAACCACUAAAGAAAACCAAAAAAAAAAAAAGUACGACAUCAAAUGUUAUCUGUGGAAUAUGCAAAUGUUGUAAAAAACAAAUAUGGAUAUAGAGAAGCGAUAUGUAAAGAUUAGUUACCAUAGAAAGCUGUAAAUAAAAUUUUAAAAAUUAUAAAGAAAGAAAAAAUCAUAAAUAUAACGCUACAGAAACCAUGUAACAUCAGCAUCAAUGAAAACAUGAGUCGAACAUCCAAUGUACGUACUUUAAUUUUAUAUGUUCAACAGACAGAAUGCUCAUAUUCAGCAACACCAACGAGUUGAGUUGAGUUACUAACUAAAUAUGCGGAAAGCAUUUCAUAUUUAAUGAGCAACUAGGAAUAAAAGCCGAAAAAAAUGCAAAAAUCAAUAAAAAUACAAAAAAUUGCAUUAACUGCCAAACAGAAGAGGAAAUUAAACCAACAAAACGAAUUCACAUCACAUUAAAAUGAAACUGAAAAUAAAAAAAAAAA